This is a messenger RNA of Racocetra persica, 1475 nucleotides long. The record is from the annotation of a GenBank genome assembly. NCBI's taxonomy places the organism in Eukaryota, Fungi, Glomeromycota, Glomeromycetes, Diversisporales, Gigasporaceae.
ACAUCGAACGUCAGGAGAUGUCCGAUGUAACUGCAACCAUAGAAACUACAAAAACUGUCGAUAAUCAGUUUGUUGAAGACAAUAGCUCCUCACCGUCUAACGAUACCUUAUUACAUGGUGUUGAAUUAUAUUUAGUUGUUCUUGGUCUAGCAUGUGCCAUGUUUGUGGCCUUCCUAGAUCAAACAAUUGUUUCCACCGCUGUACCUAAAAUAGUUUCAGAUUUUAAUGGAUUGGAUCAAUUGGCAUGGGUUGCAACGUCUUAUUUACUCACAACGACUUCCUUUCAACCAAUAUAUGGAAAAUUAUCUGAUAUUUUUGGUCGUAAAGCAACAUUCUUGGUCACAAUUAUCAUUUUUGAAUUGGGCAGUUUGUUAUGUGGUGUUUCCACAAAUAUGGUUUCGCUGAUAAUAUACCGUGCAAUUGCUGGUAUCGGAGGUGGUGGUAUCAUGGGCACUAAAGAUCAGGGAAAAUAUCAGGGUAUCAUUGGCGCAUGCUUUGGUGCUGCUUCCGUAGCAGGCCCUCUCAUGGGUGGUCUUUUUACUGAUAAUGUUAGUUGGAGAUGGUGUUUUUUCAUCAAUCUUCCUUUAGGUGCAGUAACAUUAAUCGCUGUAAUUUGGUUUCUUCGCCUACCAAAACCAACCGGUUCAUUACUUGAUAAAAUUAAGAGAAUUGAUAUUAUCGGCACCAUUGUAAUAAUCUUCGCAACUGUUUGUAUCUUAUUACCUCUCAAUUGGGGAGGCAGUACUUAUCCUUGGAAUAGUCCCGUGGUUAUAGUUCUUCUAUGUGUCGGUGCAUUAGGUUACGUAAUAUUUGGUCUGGUUGAAACUUACGUCGUUGCUGAACCCAUUGCUCCACCCACACAAUCCGGAAUAGAUUUUAUGCCUUACAUUCUUGGUGUAGUAAUUUUCUCAAUUAUAGCAGGUCAAAUAUUUUCUCGAACAGAUAAAAUAGAGUAUCGAUUAGUUACUCUAAUUGCUUCGGCAUUGAAAAUAAUCGGUUCCGGAUUAACCACUAUGUGGAAUGAAAACACCGGAUAUGGUGAAUUUAUAGGAUACAUGUUAAUUGGUGGUGCUGGAAUUGGUAUAAGCAUUCAAUCCAUUACAUUAUGCGCUCAAAGAUUGGUUGAGCCGCAGGAUAUAGCUUCUGUUACUACUAUAACAUUAUUCUUUAGAAGCAUUGGAGCUGUCCUUGGAAUUGCAAUAGUAGGAACAGCAUAUAAUAAUAAACUUUCUCAAGAAUUAAGUACUUUAACAUUACCUCCAUCCUUUUCAACACAAUCCGUAUAUACUAUACAAACAUUACCACCAGAUACACGGUCAUUAGUCAUUCACGCUUAUGUUUCAGCAUUUCAAGUCACCUUUAUGAUUACCAUAUUAUUUGGAGGAUUAAUGUUUAUUUCAUCGUUGUUUAUGGGAAAUAGUAAACCAAUACAUAAUAAGGAUGGAGAAAAAGUCAUUGGGAUUUCUGUACAUUAG